Molecule: messenger RNA, 582 nt
Organism: Exophiala bonariae
Lineage: Eukaryota; Fungi; Ascomycota; Eurotiomycetes; Chaetothyriales; Herpotrichiellaceae
Exons: 2
Coding region: 1-582 (193 amino acids)
Source: RefSeq, a predicted model, not a curated record
AUGCAUCUCGCAAUUUUGACCGCUCUACUCCUUCAGACUGCUUUGUUUGUUGCCAUCUCCUCCACUGAAGAACUCAAUGCCAGCGACGUGCCUGGCGCUUGCUCAACAAUUUGCCAGCCAAUCGUUCAGUUGACCGGCAUCUGCGACGUUGAUCCGCGUCCAUCUGACAACGGGCCUGGCGAGAAUGGGGGCCGCGAUAGUACUCCGGAAACAGAUGAGCCUAUUGAAUCUCAAUGCAUCUGUACCAAUACGAGCUUCAACGUCUCAUCUAUCGCGGCACUCUGUGCUAGCUGCAUCGAGCAGAAUGCAAAUGGUACCGUUGAUGAUAUGGACGACAUCAUGUCGGCCUGUGCUUUCUCGAGCACUUCGUACGCUCCAUCUGUAACUGCGCUAGUUGCGCAAAUCACGGUCAUCGCAACAAAGCCAGUGACGACCGGAACUGGGGUGGUGUCGCCUACGCCAACCGGUCAAGGAGCGACACAAACGGCGGCAGUGGCGGGCUUGAGCGCAAGGAAGAAUCCAUCCAGCGUUUUUAUUCUUGGUACCGCCCUUCUAAGCUUAGCUGUCGGGGCUGGAACGUAG